Aedes albopictus (Asian tiger mosquito) is the source of this 2247-nucleotide messenger RNA. Its product is annotated as solute carrier family 35 member E1 homolog. Gene Ontology annotation, cellular component: Golgi apparatus. The transcript has 4 exons. Gene Ontology annotation, molecular function: antiporter activity. NCBI's taxonomy places the organism in Eukaryota, Metazoa, Arthropoda, Insecta, Diptera, Culicidae. The record is from RefSeq and is a predicted model, not a curated record. The coding region runs from base 520 to 1731 and encodes 403 amino acids.
UCCGAUUUGUAUGGGUAAUCGUGCACGAGGAUCCGAGCCAAGAACGUCGUCGUCCGUCGUCUCCCGCGUAUCUUCUUUGUCGUCGGUUUGCCACCGCACCAUAGUCGCCGCCUUUGCCCUGCUGCAUCGGUUCCGAAAAAUGUAAACGUCAAUGGUUCACGCGAUUGUGCGAAAAGUGAUUCUCGCGAUGUGUUCUCUAUCCCUGGGAAUUUCCUUUCGGUUUUGACCAGAAAGACGCGUCGCCGUGACUAGUGUCUGUUUACUUGGUGCGUGGCCAAGUGAAGAGUGAAGCAGUAAAUUUGUCGACGUAAUAGCGUAGUUUGUCUGCCUCCCCGGGAGGACAAGUGCCCGUUUUGCCCGAUUCCCAGCGAAGGGACUGAGUUCCCUCGAGACGCGGGAUUCGAGGAGUGCGCUAGAGUGUGAAGAAUCGGUGAGCGGAGCCUUUCAAAUCCUUCGCUGAGUGUCAUUGUCUUCGCGAGAGUUGCAAGGUCGACGACGCCUGGCCUGCUGUGAUUCAUCAUGGCCGUGGACAAGACCGCCACUCGACAGAUGAUGACGAUCACAUUCCUGUGCAUCCUGUGGUAUGUGGUGUCCAGCAGCAACAACGUCAUCGGCAAGAUGAUCCUCAGCGAGUUCCCGUACCCGAUGACAGUGACCAUGGUCCAGCUGACCAGCAUCACCGUCUACAGUGGGCCGUUCUUCAACCUGUGGGGCGUCCGCAAGUACGUGGACAUCUCGUGGCGAUAUUACUUCAAGCUCAUCGUGCCGCUGGCACUGGGCAAGUUCCUGGCCUCGGUCGCCUCGCAUAUCUCCAUCUGGAAGGUUCCAGUAUCCUACGCACACACGGUGAAAGCUACCAUGCCGCUGUUCACGGUGAUCCUAUCGCGGGUGAUCCUCCGGGAACGGCAAACCAAGGCCGUCUACCUGAGCUUGGUGCCGAUCAUCGUCGGCGUUGGAAUUGCGACCCUGACGGAGCUGUCCUUCGAUAUGAUCGGUCUCAUUACCGCCCUGCUGUCCACCAUGGGCUUCUCGCUGCAGAAUAUCUUCUCCAAAAAGGUCCUGAAGGAGACGAACGUCCACCAUCUGCGGUUGUUGCACAUCCUGGGCCGACUGGCGCUGUUCAUGUUCCUGCCGGUGUGGAUCUACUUCGAUCUGUUCAGCGUGAUGAAGCAUCCGGCUAUUACAACCGGUGAUUACCGAGUAAUCGCACUGCUGUUCACCGACGGCGUCCUCAACUGGCUGCAGAACAUACUGGCGUUCAGUGUGCUGUCGAUCGUGACGCCGCUGACGUACGCGGUGGCCAGCGCCAGCAAGCGAAUCUUCGUGAUAGCCAUAUCCCUGUUCAUUCUGGGCAACCCAGUGACGUGGGUCAACAUCUUCGGCAUGCUGGUCGCCAUCAUGGGUGUUCUGUGCUACAAUAGGGCGAAGUACUUCUCGCGGCAUCAGCAGACCAAGGAGAGCAUUCUGCCGUACACCAACGCCAACAACAACAUCAAAUACAAACCGUUGGAGGACACCACUCUGCUCAAUGGGUCCGCCCAUGGCAAAAACGGGUUCGUGUCCAAUGGAAUGGCGAACGGAGGAACGGCGGGUUACUUCCAGAAUGGGGGCGGCGCAGCUGCGAGCAAUAGCAGUACCAGUAACAGUAGUAGCAAUCUUCUGCUGAGCAAUAGCAACGGAGUGCAUCUGACGACGGUGAACGGAACGCCGAACAAGUUGCUCUUUGUGUAACCAAGUCGUAGUCGUCCGAGUUUAGGUAGACUGUUUAGUUUUUUUUUUGUUCGAUUUUGACUAUUUAUCCUGUACAGUUGACAGUUACUAGUGCUCUUAGAAACAAUAGUUGAAUAAUUGACGAGAAAGGAUCGGUAUCGCAUGGCGACCGCUCUAGCGGGCAGAUAGAUACGCUAUAUCAUAGAGAUCGUUGUGGAAGUGAUGACGAAGUUAAUUUAUUUGUUUCGCUCGUAUUAUGUUUAAGCUUAGGGUCCUCGUUGAGAAUGUAUUUUUUGUGCAAUCGUUAAUGUAUUGAAUCGGACCGAAUGAAGAACCGUGACACGCAACGCAUAGUAUUUCUGGGAGACGCGCAGUGUUAAAAAAAAGAAGAAUGAUAUUUGAAAACGACGACGUACUACAUGGAAGUUCGAAGACGGAUAACACUGAUUGUGACAAGGGAACGCAUAUUUUGACAAGAUUGCAAGAAAAAAUAUUAAACAAAUAAAGGCUAUUUUAUAUAUGAUGAUUAUCAACGAA